Molecule: messenger RNA, 1191 nt
Organism: Centruroides sculpturatus (bark scorpion)
Lineage: Eukaryota; Metazoa; Arthropoda; Arachnida; Scorpiones; Buthidae
Product: THAP domain-containing protein 1-like
Exons: 3
Coding region: 265-1029 (254 amino acids)
Source: RefSeq, a predicted model, not a curated record
CGUUUCUGAUGCCAUGCCUUCACAACGUUAUACACGUGACUAUUUAUUCGGCCUUAACGAUGCCCGUUUCUGUGCUAUUUCUACGUUAUUCUUACGAUGAUUCAUUGUGAAAUAAAGAAGUUAAAUGAACUCAAAAGUUAUGUUAUAAAUUAAAUAAAAAAACAUGAAAGAUGGAACAAACUAGAGAAUGUAGGUGUUUAGUGUAAUCCUCCAUGUUUAGUCCUGUCAAUAUCUUAACAUAUUUCGCUCCAGUUACUAAGAAACAUGCCGUGCUGCUGUGUCGUUGAUUGUACAAAUCGUACCGAAAAGGGCUUCAGAUUAUUUAAAUUACCUCAGGGACCUAAGAACGAGGAGAGACGAAAGAUGUGGAUUAAAAAUAUAGGAAGGAAGGGUAACCUGUCCAGUCAGUCAUAUGUUUGUCAAAUACAUUUUACGGAAGAUCAGUUUGAAAACAAUCGAAUUGACGGGAAAAAGCCGUUAAGGUGGAAUGCAGUUCCGACAAUAUUCAGCCAUAAUAAAGUAUCUUCGCCAAAGAAAUCACUUUCAAAAUCUACUGUAUCCGAGAUUAAGGAGAUAGAAGGCAAUCAAACAGAUGGUCGUGGGUCGGAAAAUCAAACAAAUCACUAUGGAUCAAUAUGUGAUCAAGUGAAUAGUUAUCAAACAGAUCACUCAGAUUAUUGUCAGUAUACAUUUGACGAUAAACAAAAUGAUCAAGUAAUAAAAUUGAAACAGAAAUUAAAAGCAGCUUAUAAAAAAAUCAAUUCUUUGGAAAAAAAAAUUAAUAAUUUGGAAGAAAAUUUGAAAAAUAUCUUUAGUGAUGAUCAAAUCCGAUAUUUUGUGAAGGAAUCCAUGCAAGGAUUUAAGUGGUCUGAAGAAACUAUAAAUAAAGGUCUCAGAUUAUAUCUGUCGUGCGGUAACGGCGGAUAUCAAGAAAUAAGAAAACAGAAUUUGCCAUAUCCGUGUAUACGAACUUUGCAGAAGCACUUAGAGGACUUAAAAUGUAAAUCUAGAACAGUUAACGCUGAAUGACGAGUUAAACUCAACAAUGCCUGACUUGUAUAUUUGUUUAUAUGACUGAUGCCCCUCUAUCUAAUGUUGUGAUGAUAAACUUUUAGAGUAUUUUUUAUAUUUAUUAAAUAUUUUAAAACAAAUAUUUGAAAUGAUUGUGAUAUCCAUUUAUGUAGUUUUUUU